AUGUCGGGUUCCUACGACGAGUCGGCAUCGGCCGCCGAGGAAACAACCGACAGCUUCUGGGAGGUGGGGAACUACAAGCGCACGGUGAAGAGGAUCGAUGAUGGACACCGGCUCUGCAAUGACCUCAUGAACUGUGUGCACGAGCGGGCCAAGAUCGAGAAGUCCUACGCCCAGCAGCUCACCGACUGGUCCAAGAGGUGGAGGCAGCUCAUUGAGAAAGGUCCCCAGUAUGGCAGCCUGGAGAAGGCGUGGGCCGCAAUCAUGACGGAGGCAGACAAGGUGAGCGAGCUGCACCAGGAGGUGAAGAACAGCCUCCUGAAUGACGACUUUGAGAAGGUCAAGAACUGGCAGAAAGACGCUUACCACAAGCAGAUCAUGGGGGGCUUCAAAGAGGCCAAGGAGGCUGAGGAUGGCUUCCGGAAAGCCCAGAAGCCCUGGGCCAAGAAACUCAAGGAGCUGGAGACAGCCAAGAAAGCCUAUCACCUGGCAUGCAAGGAGGAGAAGCUGGCCAUGACCCGUGAAGCCAACAGCAAGGCAGAUCAGUCCAACACUCCUGAGCAGCAGAAGAAGCUCCAGGACAAAGUGGAAAAGUGCAAGCAAGAUGUGCAAAAGACUCAGGAGAAGUACGAGAAGGUGCUGGACGAGCUGAACAAGUGCACCCCGCAGUACAUCGAGAGCAUGGAGCAGGUCUUUGAGCAGUGCCAGCAGUUCGAGGAGAAGAGGCUCAACUUCCUUAAGGAAAUGCUCCUGGAUAUCAAGAGGCACCUGAACCUGGCUGAGAGCAGCAGCUACGCCAAUGUGUACCGGGAGCUGGAGCAGACCAUCCGCAUAUCGGACGCACAGGAGGACCUCCGGUGGUUCCGCAGCACCAGCGGCCCCGGGAUGCCCAUGAACUGGCCCCAGUUUGAGGAGUGGAACCCGGACCUGACGCACACGAUAACGCGGAAAGAGAAGCAGAAGAAGGGCGAGGGGGUGGCCCUGACCAACGCCAGUAGCGCGGGCGACACGGGGGCUCAGGCGGGCGAGCGCGGGAGGCACUGCCUUUGCCUGUGCAACCAUUUGGGGAUGCAGGAUGUCCUUGGUGACAUCCACCCCUUCCUGUCCUCCCCCUCCAGCGUGAGCAGCCACGACCGUGGGCAGACCUACAGCGCUGAGUGGUCCGAUGAUGAGGGCAGCAACUCCUUCAACACCAGCGAGGCCAACGGCGGCGCCAACCCCUUUGACGAGGACUUGGCAGGGAAGGGUGUGAGGGUGCGGGCUCUGUACGACUAUGACGGGCAGGAGCAGGAUGAGCUCAGCUUCAAAGCAGGUGAUGAACUAACCAAACUUGGUGAGGAAGACGAGCAAGGGUGGUGCAAAGGGCGCUUGGACAACGGGCAGCUGGGGCUGUACCCUGCCAACUACGUGGAGGCAAUCUAA
Messenger RNA from Cinclus cinclus, 1419 nucleotides. It is a transcript of the gene PACSIN1, whose product is annotated as protein kinase C and casein kinase substrate in neurons 1. The record is from RefSeq and is a predicted model, not a curated record. Gene Ontology annotation, biological process: actin filament organization; cytoskeleton organization; neuron development. The coding region runs from base 1 to 1419 and encodes 472 amino acids. The transcript is spliced from 9 exons. Gene Ontology annotation, molecular function: protein binding; phospholipid binding. NCBI's taxonomy places the organism in Eukaryota, Metazoa, Chordata, Aves, Passeriformes, Cinclidae. Gene Ontology annotation, cellular component: plasma membrane; endosome; cytoplasm.